CGACACCGAAAGAAAAGGAAAUCAGAACAUGCCGGUGGAAAGGAAAACCAAAACAAACGUGCAUGCGAUUUUGUGGAAUUAGUUUCCGUCUGUGAUCUAAGUGUGAAAUUAGUGUAAUUUAAAGCCCCAAACUAUGAUGUGUAAUUCGCGCUAUCGGCUUCUCAGGAUUGUAGCCAAAUAUUCUACGGAUGCAUCUAACACUGAAUUUCGCGUUCUCGAUCUGAGAAAGGGUUCUGGUGAGAGUGCCAUGCAGGGUCGAGGGCGCUUCCAAAAGAGAACAGAAGGAGGGCCCCAGCUGCUUCCUCCUCGCGAAACCAGGAUGCCCAUCGACCAGGACUGGCCCAGCGUGUGGCCAGGCCCCAGGACGUUCCAUCCUGCGUCUGUUCCACUUCCCGUGCGCCAGGGCUACCCUGCUAAGGACCUUGCCGCACCGCCCGGCAAAUACGCCAACGCUGAGCUAAUGAAAAUCCCAAAUUUCUUGCAUCUCACACCGGCUGCCGUUCAGAGGCAUUGCCAAGCCAUCAAAAGAUUCUGCACGCCCUGGCCGAGUAAACUGACAAAUGAGGACGCUUGCGACAAGUACUUCCCUGUCCAAACUACCACCUGCGAUUAUUUGCACUCGUCACCAAGCAUCAGAGAUCCAUUGGCGAGAAUCGUCACGCUGCAGGUGAAGUUGUCAAGCUUGCCGCUGGAAGGAAGGACACGAGACAAGUUCUUGAGGCUAGUACAGGAGAGGUACAAUCCAGAAACUGACAUGGUGACAAUCGUCGUGGACAGAUGUCCAACCAGGAAGCAGAAUUUAGACUACUCCCAUUUUCUUCUCACCGUGCUUUAUCAUGAAUCAAUGAAAGAGGAGUCUUGGGAGCGAGAAAAGAGUCCUUUGGACAACGAGUUGUUUGAGUGGCAGACUAGUGCAUCCAGGGCAGCUAUCGACAGUCUCGCAGUGAAACAGAAGCUCGACCCUGAUUAUAUUCAGCAUUACUCUGAGGCGUUGACCAACCUCAUGAAUAAAGGUGAAGACCAGGAGACGUUGGCCGACUACAAAGAGCGCGCGCUCCGGUUGCUGGGUCACUCGAGGAAUUGAGAAGACACGAUGCGCGAGCACUCGCCAUUGAGGGUAAAAGCAAACUUGUAGUAGGAGCCGUCGGCGCAAACCACUGAAUAAAUUAAAAUUGAGGGCUA
Messenger RNA from Cloeon dipterum, 1182 nucleotides. It is a transcript of the gene mRpS35, whose product is annotated as mitochondrial ribosomal protein S35. Gene Ontology annotation, cellular component: mitochondrial small ribosomal subunit. Gene Ontology annotation, molecular function: structural constituent of ribosome. Bases 134 to 1084 code for a protein of 316 amino acids. The record is from RefSeq and is a predicted model, not a curated record. The transcript has 5 exons. NCBI's taxonomy places the organism in Eukaryota, Metazoa, Arthropoda, Insecta, Ephemeroptera, Baetidae. Gene Ontology annotation, biological process: mitochondrial translation.